AUGUCAUACAACAACAAUAAUAUGGACAAUAUGGGUAAUCCAGAUGGUCAUCCUCAAGAUAUGAACGGUAUGGGUUAUCCUCAAAAUGAUCAAGAUUACCAAGGUCAAGCUUACGAUGAUUAUGGUCAACCGAUUUAUCCUGAUCAAAUGCAUCCUCAAGAUGAAUAUUAUGAUCCAAAUGCUAUGAAUGAUCCAUAUUCCCAAAAUCCAAAUGGUCAAGGUUAUUAUCAACAACCUUACGAAAAUCAAAAUGCUGGUCAAGGCUAUCCAGGCGAUCAGUAUUAUGAUCAACCUCAAAUGCACCAAGAUCCAGAAAAUUUCUCAGAUUUUAGUUCAUACGGUCCUCCAGCUACUCCAGGCUACGAUAACUAUGGUAACAUGGGUCAAUAUACUCCAUCACAAGUUAGUUAUGGUGAUCCAAACUCAUCGGGCACUUCAACACCAAUUUACGGUGGCAUGAAUUAUGAUCCAAAUGCUAUCGCAAUGACUUUACCAAAUGAUCCAUACCCUGCCUGGACAGCUGAUAAUCAAUCUCCUGUCUCUAUAGAACAAAUCGAAGAUGUCUUCAUAGAUUUAACAAAUAGAUUUGGUUUCCAAAGAGAUUCCAUGAGAAAUAUGUUCGAUCAUUUCAUGACUCUAUUAGAUUCAAGAUCUUCAAGAAUGUCCCCAGACCAAGCUUUAUUAUCGUUACACUCUGAUUAUAUCGGUGGUGAUACUGCCAAUUAUAAAAAAUGGUAUUUUGCCGCUCAAUUAGAUUUAGAUGAUGAAGUUGGUUUUAGAAAUAUGAACUUGAGUAAAGUUAAAAAGAAGAGAAGAUUAAUGAGAAAGAAAAAUAAGAAGGCUCUGGAAGAGACAGCAGAAGACACAGAAGCUACUCUAAACCAAUUAGAAGGUGACACCUCCUUAGAAGCUGCUGAUUAUAGGUGGAAGGCUAAAAUGAAUCAAUUAUCUCCUCUAGAAAGAGUUCGUCAUAUCGCUUUGUACUUACUAUGUUGGGGUGAAGCUAAUCAAGUUAGAUUCACUUCAGAAUGUUUGUGUUUCAUCUAUAAGUGUGCUUUAGACUAUUUGGAUUCCCCAUUAUGUCAGCAACGUACUGAGCCAAUGCCAGAGGGUGAUUACUUAAACAGAAUUAUCACUCCAUUAUACCGUUUCUUAAGAAAUCAAGUAUACGAGAUCGUUGACAACCGUUAUGUAAAGCGUGAAAAGGAUCACAACAAAAUUAUUGGUUACGAUGAUGUUAACCAAUUAUUCUGGUACCCUGAAGGUAUCUCUAAGAUCGUUUUAGAAGAUUCAACUAAGUUAAUCGAAAUUCCAAUCGAAGAACGUUAUUUGAGAUUAGGUGAUGUUACUUGGGAUGACGUUUUCUUCAAGACUUUCAAAGAAACUAGAUCCUGGUUACACAUGGUAACAAACUUUAACAGAAUUUGGAUUAUCCAUGCUACCGUCUAUUGGAUGUAUACCGCUUACAACGCUCCUUCUUUCUAUACUAAGAAUUAUCAACAAUUAGUGGACAACCAACCUUUAGCUGCUUAUAGAUGGGCAAGUGCUGCUUUAGGUGGUACUUUGGCUUGUGCUCUACAAAUUGCUGCAACCGUCUGUGAAUGGCUAUUUGUUCCAAGAAACUGGGCCGGUGCUCAACAUCUAUCUCGUCGUUUUUGGUUUUUGUGUGGUUGUUUAGGUGUAAACUUAGGUCCAUUGAUUUUCGUAUUUGCUUACGAUAAAGAUUACGUUUAUUCUACAGCUGCUCAUGCUGUCGCUGCCGUUACUUUCUUCAUCGCUGUUGGUACCUUGAUAUUCUUUUCCAUCAUGCCAUUAGGUGGGCUAUUCACUUCAUACAUGAAUAAGACUUCCAGACGUUACGUUGCCUCUCAAACCUUUACCGCAAACUUUGCUCCAUUGCACGGUAUCGAUAUGUGGUUAUCUUACUUGGUUUGGGUUACUGUUUUCGCUGCUAAAUUCUCCGAAUCUUAUUUCUUCUUGACUCUAUCUUUAAGAGAUCCAAUUAGAAUUUUAUCUACCACAACAAUGAGAUGUACCGGUGAAUUCUGGUGGGGUGAUGUCAUGUGUAAGCAACAACCAAAGAUUGUUUUAGGUUUAAUGAUUGCUACCGAUUUCUUAUUAUUCUUCUUAGAUACCUACUUAUGGUAUGUUUUGGUCAACGUUAUCUUCUCUGUCGGUAAGUCCUUCUACAUGGGUAUUUCUAUUUUGACACCUUGGAGAAACAUCUUUACUAGAUUACCAAAGAGAAUUUAUUCUAAGAUUUUGGCUACUACUGAUAUGGAAAUCAAAUACAAACCAAAGGUUUUGAUCUCUCAAGUCUGGAAUGCUAUUGUUAUCUCUAUGUACAGAGAACACUUGUUAGCUAUUGAUCAUGUUCAAAAGUUGUUAUAUCAUCAAGUUCCAUCUGAAAUUGAAGGUAAGAGAACUUUAAGAGCUCCAACUUUCUUUGUUUCACAAGAUGACAACAAUUUUGAAACUGAAUUUUUCCCAAGAAAUUCCGAAGCUGAACGUCGUAUUUCCUUCUUUGCUCAAUCAUUGGCUACUCCUAUCCCAGAACCAUUGCCAGUUGACAACAUGCCAACAUUUACUGUCUUAACUCCUCAUUAUGCUGAAAGAAUUCUAUUGUCUCUUAGAGAAAUUAUUCGUGAAGAUGAUCAAUUUUCAAGAGUUACUCUAUUAGAAUACUUGAAACAAUUGCACCCAGUUGAAUGGGAAUGUUUUGUUAAGGAUACCAAAAUUUUAGCUGAAGAAACUGCUGCUUACGACGGCAAUGAUGAAGACCCUGAAAAAGCAAAUGCAUUGAAAUCCCAAAUCGAUGACUUGCCUUUCUAUUGUAUUGGUUUCAAAUCCGCUGCUCCUGAAUAUACUUUACGUACUCGUAUCUGGGCUUCUUUAAGAUCCCAAACUUUGUAUCGUACUGUUUCUGGUUUUAUGAAUUAUUCAAGAGCUAUUAAACUGUUAUACCGUGUUGAAAAUCCUGAGAUUGUUCAAAUGUUCGGUGGUAACGCUGAAGGUUUAGAAAGGGAAUUGGAAAAAAUGGCAAGAAGAAAGUUCAAGUUUUUGGUUUCUAUGCAAAGAUUGGCUAAGUUUAAACCACACGAAUUGGAAAAUGCUGAAUUUUUGUUGAGAGCUUAUCCUGAUUUACAAAUUGCGUACUUGGAUGAAGAACCUCCUCUACAAGAAGGUGAUGAACCAAGAAUUUACUCUGCUUUAAUUGAUGGUCACUGUGAAAUUUUGGAAAAUGGCCGUAGACGUCCUAAAUUCAGAGUUCAAUUAUCUGGUAAUCCAAUUUUAGGUGAUGGUAAAUCUGAUAACCAAAAUCAUGCUUUGAUUUUCUACAGAGGUGAAUAUAUCCAAUUGAUUGAUGCUAACCAAGAUAACUAUCUAGAAGAAUGUUUGAAGAUUAGAUCUGUUUUGGCUGAAUUUGAAGAAUUAAGUGUUGAACAAAUUAAUCCAUACGCUCCAGGUUUGAAAUAUGAAGAACAAAACAACAACCACCCAGUUGCUAUUGUCGGUGCUAGAGAAUAUAUUUUCUCCGAAAAUUCUGGUGUUUUAGGUGAUAUUGCUGCUGGUAAGGAACAAACAUUUGGUACUCUGUUUGCUCGUACGUUAUCUCAAAUUGGUGGUAAAUUACAUUAUGGUCACCCUGAUUUUGUUAAUGGUUUAUUCAUGACAACAAGAGGUGGUGUUUCCAAGGCUCAAAAAGGUUUACAUUUGAACGAAGAUAUUUACGCUGGUAUGAAUGCUAUGUUACGUGGUGGUCGUAUUAAGCACUGUGAAUAUUAUCAAUGUGGUAAAGGUAGAGAUUUAGGUUUCGGUACAAUUUUGAAUUUCACAACUAAGAUUGGUGCUGGUAUGGGUGAACAAAUGUUAUCCCGUGAAUAUUACUACUUAGGUACACAAUUACCAAUUGACCGUUUCCUAUCUUUCUACUAUGCUCACCCUGGUUUCCAUUUGAACAACUUGUUUAUUCAAUUGUCCUUACAAUUAUUUAUGUUAACCCUUGUUAACUUAAAUGCAUUGGCUCACGAAUCUAUUCUAUGUUUCUAUAACAGAAAUACUCCAAUCACUGAUGUUCUAUAUCCAUGGGGUUGUUACAACUUCGCCCCUGCCAUUGAUUGGGUCAGACGUUAUACUUUGUCCAUCUUCAUUGUGUUCUGGAUUGCUUUUAUUCCUAUCGUUAUCCAAGAAUUGAUUGAACGUGGUGUGUGGAAAGCUACUGUUAGAUUCUUCCGUCAUAUCCUUUCUUUGUCUCCAAUGUUUGAAGUUUUCGCCGGUCAAAUAUAUUCUGCAGCAUUAUUAAGUGAUUUAACUGUUGGUGGUGCUCGUUAUAUUUCAACUGGUCGUGGUUUCGCAACUGCUCGUAUUCCAUUUUCAAUUUUAUACUCUAGAUUUGCUGGUUCAGCAAUUUAUAUGGGUGCUAGAUCAUUGUUUAUGUUAUUAUUCAGUACAAUUGCUCAUUGGCAGGCACCAUUGUUAUGGUUCUGGGCUUCCUUAAGUUCUUUAAUGUUUUCUCCAUUUGUCUUUAAUCCUCAUCAAUUCUCUUGGGAAGAUUUCUUCUUAGACUACAGAGAUUUCAUUAGAUGGUUGACCAGAGGUAACAAUAAGUACCACAGAAACUCUUGGAUUGGUUAUGUUAGAAUGUCAAGAUCUCGUGUUACUGGUUUCAAACGUAAGUUGAUUGGAGAUGAGUCUGAGAAGGCUGUUGGUGAUGCCAGCAGAGCUCACAGAACCAAUGUCAUCAUGGCUGAAAUUUUCCCAUGUGCUGUAUAUGCUGCUGGUUGUUUUGUUGCGUUCACAUUUAUCAAUGCACAAACUGGUGUUAACCAAACUGAUAAUACUGAUCCUACUGUAAACUCCUGUUUACGUAUCAUUAUCUGUACUUUGGCUCCAAUUGCUAUUAACCUAGGUGUUCUAUUCUUCUGUUUGGGUAUGUCAUGUUGUUCUGGUCCAUUAUUUGGUAUGUGUUGUAAGAAGACUGGUUCUGUUAUGGCUGGUAUUGCUCACGGUGUUGCUGUGAUUAUCCAUCUUGCUUUCUUCAUUGUUAUGUGGGUUUUCGAAGGUUUCAAUUUUACAAGAGGUUUGCUAGGUACUAUCACAUGUAUUCAAUGUCAAAGAUUGGUUUUCCAAUGUAUGACUGUUUUAAUGUUGACUCGUGAAUUCAAGAACGAUCACUCCAACACUGCCUUCUGGACUGGUAAAUGGUAUGGUUCUGGUAUGGGUAUUUCUGCAUGGACACAGCCAAGUAGAGAAUUAACUGCUAAAGUCAUUGAAAUGUCAGAAUUUGCAGCUGAUUUCAUUUUGGGUCAUAUUUUGUUAUUCUGCCAAUUACCAAUCUUAUGUAUCCCACGUAUUGACAGUUUCCACUCAAUGAUGUUAUUUUGGUUGAAACCAUCUCGUCAAAUCCGCCCACCAAUUUAUUCAUUGAAGCAAACCCGUCUGCGUAAGCGUAUGGUUAAGAAAUACAUUAGUUUGUAUUUCUGUGUUCUAGCUGGUUUUGCUGCCUGUAUUAUUGGCCCAGCUGUCGCAUCUAGUCAUGUUUCUGAUAAAUUAGGUAGUGGUUUAACCGGUGUAGCUCACAACUUAUUCCAACCUAGAAAUCAAAGCAACAAUGACACUGGUCCAAGUUUCUCAACAUUCAGCCGUGCAUCAGAUUAUACAUCCGCUCCAAAGUUGAAGACUUGGUCUACAAUCAAAUAG
Vanderwaltozyma polyspora DSM 70294 is the source of this 5700-nucleotide messenger RNA. Its product is annotated as 1,3-beta-glucan synthase. Gene Ontology annotation, cellular component: 1,3-beta-D-glucan synthase complex; plasma membrane. NCBI's taxonomy places the organism in Eukaryota, Fungi, Ascomycota, Saccharomycetes, Saccharomycetales, Saccharomycetaceae. The coding region runs from base 1 to 5700 and encodes 1899 amino acids. The record is from RefSeq and is a predicted model, not a curated record. Gene Ontology annotation, biological process: (1->3)-beta-D-glucan biosynthetic process; fungal-type cell wall polysaccharide biosynthetic process. Gene Ontology annotation, molecular function: 1,3-beta-D-glucan synthase activity. The transcript has a single exon.